AUGAAGCGUGCAAGGUCGCCACUUAGUGACAAUACAGUUCGGCGUAUUGUAGAAGAGGACAGUUUUGGUGAGGAUUCAUCAGAAGCUGAUUCAGGUAGUGAGAGCAGUUCAUAUAUUGAUGACACAGAUGACGACCCUACUUAUGAACCGGUACUUGAUGUAAAUACACCAUCCACAAGUAGGGCUAAUGUAGGACAGCUUUUGUCAUCUAGUGAUACAGAUGAUAAUGAAAACUCAUCUGUAACCAAUCCAACAAACAGGCCAUCUGGGGUUAGACAUGUACCUAGGCCUCCUGUACCUAGACCACCUGUACCUAAUAGUGGAAGUGAUACUGAUAUUGGGGAUGAUGAGGAAGACUGGCUGAGCAGUGAGUGGUUUGAUGUGAAGGAGAGUAGACCUGGGAAUGAAAGCAACUCGGACAGAGAAUGUGGUGCUGGUGAUGCUCCUCAACCUGUUAAUGAAUUUUUUAUAAAAUUACCAAAUAGAAAAGAAAAGAACUGCUCAAAAAAAUAUAGUCGGUUCUGGGGUCUCCCCGCCUACAGUUCCGAGGUCGCGAGUCCCACUACCUACUCCCGCUCCCCGGCCACCCACCGGCCCAUCGCAAUUCAACGGGAGCCCCGCGCCUUACUUACUAGCCGGGGAAACACGCCGAUCAACCUCUCAAGCGCACCGUACACCACCAGCAGCCCUGACUCAGGGUGCAACCCACAGUCUCCACCCCCUGGGCUCACACGUGCAAUCGCGAUCACCGCCCUCAGCCAUCCACCGUCCCGACCCCCGCAAUCGCCCGCCACGCUCCACCGCCUUCUCUCCACUGAUCACCGAACUUUGCAUCGAGACACCUCCUACGCCUGCUGUACUACAGCUCCCCUCAACCCAGAUCCGUACGUCGAGUCGCCGGUUCCAUGCCCCUCGUCGCGACCCCCUUCCCGGGUCCUGCACCCGCCGAACACCCACCUCCGCCUGCAGCCCCGUCCCCCCCCGGCCUGCCGAGUCUCCGCAAUCAUUCCAUACACCGAACCAGCGACACCAGUGUACCCGAGCUCCCUCAAUCAACUCGCCAACCGGCGCCCUAGCGGAACCGCCCUCGAUCCGACAGCCCGAAGCCCGCCCGUCUCGCCCCCUCUUGCCUGCCACCAUCGGAACCCUCCCCCCCUGCCUCCCGCCGCGGUUCCCACUCCCGUCCCAUUGACCCCCGCGCUCGUCCCUACCUUUCGUCCCGGUCCGACGCUUCCACUCCGGCGCCCGCCGAAACCCCCGCGAGCAGCGCCUCGCUGGCGCUCUCCGACCGCCCGCCCUCCCCGCCGCUCACCGCCCCCCCGGCCCUGGCACGUGCCCGGGCCCACAACGGCUACCCCGCACCGCGCCCCUUCCCCAACUACGCGAUACGUGUCGGGCCCGUUCACGCCGUUGGGGAGGCGCGCUCCCCAUGCCCGACGCCGCCUACCCUGUCGUUGA
This is a messenger RNA of Homalodisca vitripennis (glassy-winged sharpshooter), 1458 nucleotides long. Its product is annotated as pollen-specific leucine-rich repeat extensin-like protein 1. The record is from RefSeq and is a predicted model, not a curated record. The transcript has 4 exons. NCBI's taxonomy places the organism in Eukaryota, Metazoa, Arthropoda, Insecta, Hemiptera, Cicadellidae. The coding region runs from base 1 to 1458 and encodes 485 amino acids.